UGGGAGGUGGCUGCUGUCAGGACGCGCCGAGGGCAAUGGCGGCGCUAGGCCGCGUCGGGUCGCUGGCUCUGGGCGGCAGGUUUUUCCUGCUGCGACCAACCUCCUCCUGCCCUCUCCAGCUCCGAACAGCUUCGAUUCUCUCCACUUCCCUGCAGCUGCCUUUCAAAAGCCAACUUCCCUUGAAGCCUGCAGUUGCCUGCCCCAGGCUGGCACCUCUCUGGAACCUGCAGCAGGUCCGCAGCAAGGCUCGUGGCAACGAGUAUCAGCCCAACAACCGCAAGCGCAAACGCACCCACGGCUGGAUGAAGCGAAUCAGCACUCCCGGGGGCAUCGAGGUCAUCCUGCGGCGCAUGCUGAAGGGCAGGAAGUCUCUGACCCACUGACAGCCCUGCCCCUGGGGGGCUGCUGUGGUGUGGGAAGAAGCCCCACUUUGAGCCCUUCAGCUCUAGUGGCUUUGGAGUGACUUGGUCUGAGCGGUUGUGUCGGGAGAGGAGUCUGUGUCUGAAGGUUUGCUCCUGCUGGGAGCGUUGGGAGGCUGGAGGGUGGCCUGGGAGGGCUUCGCUUAGUGGCUGCUCUUUGUGUUGUGAAGUUGUUGUUGCUGCUUCCUUGGGGUGAUUUGAAGAGGAGCUUGCGAGAACAAAGCUGGAAUUAAAGCCCUGAGCGUCCUC
This is a messenger RNA of Pogoniulus pusillus (Red-fronted tinkerbird), 668 nucleotides long. RefSeq names its product mitochondrial ribosomal protein L34 (gene MRPL34). The transcript has 2 exons. Gene Ontology annotation, biological process: translation. The coding region runs from base 36 to 383 and encodes 115 amino acids. Lineage: Eukaryota; Metazoa; Chordata; Aves; Piciformes; Lybiidae. Gene Ontology annotation, cellular component: ribosome; mitochondrial large ribosomal subunit. The record is from RefSeq and is a predicted model, not a curated record. Gene Ontology annotation, molecular function: structural constituent of ribosome.